Molecule: messenger RNA, 2652 nt
Organism: Cryptomeria japonica (Japanese cedar)
Lineage: Eukaryota; Viridiplantae; Streptophyta; Pinopsida; Cupressales; Cupressaceae
Product: acyl-coenzyme A oxidase 3, peroxisomal
Exons: 15
Coding region: 343-2385 (680 amino acids)
Biological process (GO): lipid homeostasis; fatty acid beta-oxidation using acyl-CoA oxidase
Cellular component (GO): peroxisome
Molecular function (GO): FAD binding; fatty acid binding; acyl-CoA oxidase activity
Source: RefSeq, a predicted model, not a curated record
AGAAAGAUUUAUCCAUCACGCAUCUCAACAAACAAAAAUUAUGAACAUUGUUCAUCACGCAUUUCAAUGAACACGGCACUGAAAGCUUUGAUUGAAUUGUCUUUAAACGGCAGGUUCCUUAUCCAUAUCCAACCGUUAAGAUAAAAUAGGUAGUUGACAUGUAGAAAGAAAUGAGCGUCGGAUCGAUGUUGUAAGAGACUAUAAAUUAUCGAUCAAUUCAACACCCAGAACUAUUUGUUUUGACCGAUCGAUUUGCCGCUGAGAAAAAAAACCAUUUUAGCCAUUAUAUAUCGCUCACGGAGAAUAGAGAAUACAAGCUUAUCCGGUUUCGUCAACUAAACAAUGGAGAGCAAAAAUUGUGAAGAUUCCAUUGCAAGGCGAGCACGAAUUGUUGCAGAACAUCUUCAACCCCAUGUGCACGGACGUAAUGGAGUCGGAGUUGAGAGAUUUUCAUGCUUGCAAUAUUGUCCACCAGAAAUUGCUUUAGAGAAACCCACUUUUAAUAUUGGUGCUAUGAGAGAAUUGAUGCAUGGUCACAAUGUUGAAGACCGGGACUGGAUUUUCAACUUGAUGGCUAAUAGUGAUCUCUUUGUUGUGAAGAAGAAAGCUGGAAAAGUAUAUGCUAUCCCAGAUUACAAUAAGCCAAUGGAACAUCAGCGUGAAAUGACCAUGAAGAGAAUUCGUUAUUUGUUAGAGAAGGGUGUUUUUAAAGGUUGGCUGACAAACACAAGUUCAGAGCGUGAAACAAAGAGACAAACGGCAGUUAAUGAAUGUUUGGGAAUAUAUGAUCAUUCAUUAGGUAUAAAACUUGGUGUACACUUUCAUUUAUGGGGUGGUGCAAUCAGGUUCCUUGGUACAAAGAGACACCAUCAAAAGUGGCUACAGGACACUGAAGACUUUGUUGUGAUAGGAUGCUUUGCUAUGACUGAGCUUGGACAUGGCAGUAAUGUCCGUGGAAUUGAAACGAUCACCACUUACGAUCCUUCUACUCAAGAAUUUAUCAUUACCACGCCUUGCGAGUCUGCCCAAAAGUACUGGAUUGGAGGAGCUGCAAAUCAUGCCACCCAUACAGUAGUCUUCUCCCAACUUCUUAUUAAUGGAAAGAAUGAAGGUGUGCAUGCAUUCAUUGCACAAAUAAGAGAUAAAGAGGGGAAUGUAUGUCCAGGAAUUCGAAUUGCUGACUGUGGUCACAAAAUUGGCUUAAAUGGAGUCGACAAUGGACGAAUUUGGUUUGACAAUUUGCGUAUACCACGUGAAAACAUUUUGAACUCUGUUGCUGAUGUAUCUCCAGAUGGCAAUUACCAAAGUCCAAUAAUUGAUCCUGAUCAGAGAUUUGCUGCUUUCAUGGCCCCUCUAACAACUGGCCGUGUAACAAUUGCAGUUAGUGCUAUCUAUCAGUCCAAGAUUGGAUUAGCAAUUGCAACUCGAUAUGCACUGACAAGACGGGCUUUUAAUCUACAACCCGAUGAGCCAGAAAUAUUGUUACUUGAUUACCCAUCACAUCAGCGGCGUUUGCUUCCUUUGCUUGCAAAAACAUAUGCAAUGAGUUGUGCAGCUAAUGAUCUCAAGAGGAUAUAUUGGAAAAGGACCCCUUCUGAUAGCAAGACUAUUCAUGUUCUUUCUAGUGGAUACAAGGCUAUGUUCACAUGGCACAACAUGAAUACAUUGCAGGAGUGCCGUGAGGCGUGUGGUGGUCAAGGUCUAAAAACAGAAAACCGCAUAGGCAACCUCCUGGGUGAAUAUGAUGUUCAAUCCACAUUUGAAGGAGACAAUAAUGUUCUCAUGCAACAGGUUAGUAAGGCACUAUUUGGAGAAUAUUAUGCUGCUCGUAAGAAGCAAAAACCCUUUAAGGGAUUAGGUCUAGAGCACAUGAAUAAUACCCGCCCUGUAAUUCCAGCAGUUCUGGAUAGUUUUACAUUGCGAAGCGUAAAAUUCCAAGUUGAUAUUUUCCAUUUGAGGGAGCGUGAUUUGUUGGAACGUUUAGCAAUGGAAAUAUCUCAAGUUGUAUCACAAGGCAAAAGUAUAACUAUUGCUUUCACCAUGAGUUACAAGCUGGCAGAGGACUUGGGGAGAGCUUUCUCUCAACGAGCAGUACUAGAUUCCAUCAUUUCUGCAGAGGACAAACACAGUCCUUCUGAUUCGAUGAAGGAUGUUCUAGGACUGUUGAGGACCUUAUAUGUCUUGGUCAGUCUUGAAGAAGACAUUUCAUUUCUCAGAUAUGGAUAUUUAACACCACGACAGACACAGGUGAUCCAGAAGGAAGUGGGAGAUUUGUGUAAGGAUCUACGACCACAUGCACUGGCCCUUGUUGAUUCCUUUGGAAUUCCUCAGCCGUAUCUCAGUCCAAUUGCAUUUGACUGGGUUGAGGCAAAUUCAUGGGAAUAAGUAUGGAUGCAGUCAGUUCAAAUCUAAGCAGCCAGAGAAUUAAAUCUACGCUUGGGCUUAUUGGAUUAGGUGAAAUUUUUUUAUUUAUCGAAUGUAAUUAUGAUAUUGACUUGAGGAAUAAUUGCUAGGCCAUGUCUUCAGCAGGGAUAAUAUUGGAUUCAACUUUUAGCAAUAAUUUUCUUGGGAAUUUGUGCAAAUCAGAUUUUGUCAAGUUGACCUUAAAUUGUCUGUUUUUGCAAUAAAAAUAAAAUAAGAUGGUUUGUGGCA